Messenger RNA from Colletotrichum scovillei, 2288 nucleotides. Its product is annotated as multicopper oxidase. Bases 260 to 2047 code for a protein of 595 amino acids. Gene Ontology annotation, molecular function: oxidoreductase activity; copper ion binding. The record is from RefSeq and is a predicted model, not a curated record. The transcript is spliced from 4 exons. Lineage: Eukaryota; Fungi; Ascomycota; Sordariomycetes; Glomerellales; Glomerellaceae.
CUACGGGCGAGAUCAACGAUGAUCAACUGGGGUGUUCUACGGUGCUGGGAUCCUGUACCCCAGCCGUUGAAGACAGUCCGUCUCGUUUUUAGAUGUUGGCUAACUAAACUCGAGCCUUCUUCAAGGAGUAUAUAGCUCAAACAUGCUCACCCUCUUUCUUGGCUUUUGGGAAUCAUCAGCAGUCACUCACUUAGACAUCUGACAACAGUCUUUUCACACACAUUCGUUUCUUACUUUACCGAAAAGGUUAGCUGCCAAGAUGGUCGCCAUCAAAGGCAUGGGAGGCGUCCUUGGCUGGUUGUUCUCAAUCCAAGCGUCUCUAAGCCAAGACAAGACCAACGGAAAAUCCCCUCUUGGCACUUUGAAUGCUGCCAAGCUGCCGCUCUUUAUGAGAAACAACCCGCUACCCAACGGUUUUCCUUGGGGCAAGCUUUCCGCCGACGGAACCAACUACUACAAGGAGUGGCCCAACACUGGCGUCACCCGCAAGUACGACUUCACUGUCAGCCGCGGUGUGAUCGCCCCUGAUGGCUACGAGCGCAAGGUCUUGCUCGUGAACGGUGCCUUCCCCGGCCCUACUAUUGAGGCCAACUGGGGUGACUGGAUCGAGGUGACGGUCACCAACAACAUCACCGAUGGCCCUGAGGGAACCGCGCUUCACUGGCACGGAUUCAGACAGCAGAACACCCAGUGGGAAGACGGUGUCCCGGCCAUCUCCCAGUGCCCGAUUGCUCCCGCCAAGACCUACACUUACAGGUUCCAGGCGACUCUGUACGGAACUACUUGGUAUCACUCUCACUACUCCUCUCAAUACGCUGGUGGCUUGUUCGGACCCAUGGUCAUCUAUGGCCCUGCUAAGUCUCAGCCUGAGAUUGAUCUUGGCCCUAUUAUGCUCUCUGAUUGGUACCACAAGCAAUACUUCGAUCUCAUUGAGGAAAUCUUGCAGGUCAAUGGCAGUGGCUUGGUCUUCUCUGACAACAACCUGAUCAACGGCAAGGGUAACUUCAACUGCUCCACCGUUGCGACCGGAGAUAACACCAAGUGCACCAACAAUGCCGGUAUCUCCAAGUUCAAGUUCCAGACCGGCAAGACCCACCGUCUCCGUCUCAUCAACUCCGGUGCCGAGGGUACCCAGCGCUUCUCCAUCGACGGACACACCCUCACCGUCAUCGCCAACGACUUUGUUGAGGUCGAGCCCUAUGACACAAAGGUUGUCACCCUCGGUAUUGGCCAAAGAACCGACGUCCUUGUCAAGGCCAACGCCGACAACAGCAACCCCAGGGGUGCCUACUGGAUGCGUAGCAACAUCACCAGCUGCAGUCUUACCACCCAGCCCCUCGCCCUUGCUGCUGUCUACUACGAUCUGGCCGACCAGUCCAAGGCGCCAACCAGCAGUGCUUGGAACGUUCCUGACCCUGGCACCUGCGUCAACGAUGACCUCGCUCUCACCAAGCCCGUCAUGAAGCUCAAGCCGGCCAACGUUCCCGUCACCAGGACCAUGGAAAUCAAGGUCUUCCGCAAUGACUCUGGUAUUGUUCAAUGGUCGCUUGGUGGCGUUGACUUCCGCGGCAACUUCAACGACCCCACGCUUCUUCAGGUCAACAAGGGUGAUUUGACCUUUGACAAUGACUGGAACGUCCAGAACUUUGCCAACAACGGCAGCGUUCGCAUUGUCGUCAGCAACAACAGCCCCGCAGCUCAUCCCAUGCAUCUCCACGGUUUCAACAUGUAUAUCCUCCACGAGGGUGACGGCCUGACAUGGGACGGAACCAUCACCAACCCCGAGAACCCUCAGCGCCGCGACGUUCAGCAGGUUCGUGCCGGCGGCCACAUGGUCAUGCAGUUUGACUCCAACGAGAACCCUGGUGUCUGGCCCUUCCACUGCCACAUUGCCUGGCACGCGUCAGCCGGUCUCUUCUCCCAGCUGCUGGUUCAGCCCGAGAAGGUCAAGCAGCUCCGCAUUCCUUCCGCAGUCGCUGAUGUCUGCAAGGAUUGGUCUGCCUGGACCCAGAGAAACAUCCCUGAGGUCAUUGACAGCGGUCAGUAGAUCUGAGCCUAUUUUAUUUCUUUGUCUAUAGUAUCCACGGUGUACUGGUAGCAUUUAAUUUUCUUGGUUGUGUAUUAUUCGGUUAUAGGGGGGUUUAUAGAUUUCACAUCUCGGCACUUUAGUCUAUACAUUACUCGGCUAGAAGACUUCAAAUGAAUCAUUCAACAUACAUUAAUCGCUUUGAUGUAUGUGAUUGCUAUUGGCGUGCGCCGAAGCCGACAUUGCUCCAGAUGCCGAAUUG